CUUAUGAUAGAAAGAGAACUCGAUGUUUCCCUUUUAUUCGUUGUCUCCACUACAUUGUCCGUUUAGUAAAUCCAUGCACUACUGUGUACAGUCAUGCGACGUGAAAAUGUUUAUCAUAGAAUAAACAACAUUUUAUGGCUAUUUAUCCGAGUUUCUCGAAUUUAUCACGAAUUUUCUUUUACGUGCCAAAGAAGAAAUUGAAACCGUCGUACGUGACUUAGAUCAUGUAGUUCUUUCGAAAACAUUUUUCGUAAUGUAUUUCAUAAAAUCAAUAUCAUAGUAUAUAAUAAAGAACCAUCCAGUUAUUUAAUAAAAACGUGAAAGAGCAUCAAACAUUUAUUAAUAAAAUAUUUCAAGAAAACUUAGAAAGACAGUUGAUCAUAGUAUAGUUCGUUUGGUUUCAUUUGUCAUUAUAAUGGUUAAGUAUUUUGAAGACAAUACAACCUUUUACUUUAAUUGGAAACAAGUUGUACAAGGAUUUUGGGUCAAAUAUCCUAAUCCCCACAGCUCGCAUGUCUUGUCGGAAGAUACUAUAUCUAGAGAAGUUAAGGAUGGCAAGCUUUAUUCUAAACGUCUCUUGACAAAAACAAAUGGAGUACCAAAAUGGGGUGAAAUGUUAAUUAAAAAGAAAUCUGUUAAAAUUGUAGAGGAAAGCAUAUUGGAUCCUGAGGCAAGGACAUUGACAACGUAUUCAAGAAACUUCACCUAUAACAAAGCAAUGAGCGUUAUCGAGAAAGUUGUUUAUCGAGUUUCCGAUGAAAAUCCUUCAUGGACUACAGUACACAGAUCAGCAUGGAUAUGGAGUUGUGUGCUUGGAUUUAGUAAAGCAAUUGAAGCAUUUGGCCAAGAUAGAUUAAGAAAGAACUAUAUUAAAAUGUCAUUAGGUUUCAAUCAUGUUCUUGGACGUAUGUUUCCACAAACAGCACAAUUAGCAACUUCUCAUAGCAGUUGUCAGCCCGACGAUUUAACAGCUAGUAAAUCAAUUCUGGCAGAAGGUUUACAACAUUCUUUAAAAGACAAAGCAGAACAAGUAAAAGAUGCUGCUAAAAAGGCCACAGAUUUAGCGAAGCAAAAGACUGGUCAAUUUAUGUAAUAUAUUGAGAAGAAUCAGAUUAAUUAAAUGUUAUUAAACCAUUAACUAUCAAGUACUAUGCCAAGUGAAGAAAUUAAAUGAAACUCAAAACAAUAGUAAAGAAAAAAGAAUAAGAUCAUUUAAACUUUAUUCUAAUCCGAUUAAAAAAUUUAAGAUAUAUUGAAUCUAACAUUUAAUAUUACGAUUUCGCAUAUAUAUUUUUUCUUUAAUAUAUAAUAUUUCUCUUUCGAUAUUAUACAUAAAAAAAAAUUGAUUAAUUGUAUAUAAUGGAUACUUUUGUUUUAUAAAACAUAGUUAAUUGUAUUUCAAAAAACUACCAUUCCUCUAACUGCCAGAGUCCAGAAUAUACAUACAGAAUAGGAAUAUCCUGUUGUUACUCAAUAUUGAAUCAUUUAAAAUUUAUUACAUAUGUAAUUUUAGUAUAAAAAACACUCUUUUUAGGUACGAUCAACGUACGUACGUGACUUAUACAUUACCACUUGUCUAAAAUAGAAUGUGCGAGUUUAAGCAUUAUAAAAAAUAAGUCAUGUU
This is a messenger RNA of Vespa crabro (European hornet), 1624 nucleotides long. RefSeq names its product PRELI domain-containing protein 1, mitochondrial (gene prel). Lineage: Eukaryota; Metazoa; Arthropoda; Insecta; Hymenoptera; Vespidae. The record is from RefSeq and is a predicted model, not a curated record. The coding region runs from base 416 to 1093 and encodes 225 amino acids. The transcript has 6 exons. Gene Ontology annotation, cellular component: mitochondrial intermembrane space. Gene Ontology annotation, biological process: phospholipid transport. Gene Ontology annotation, molecular function: phosphatidic acid transfer activity.